Molecule: messenger RNA, 1533 nt
Organism: Manduca sexta (tobacco hornworm)
Lineage: Eukaryota; Metazoa; Arthropoda; Insecta; Lepidoptera; Sphingidae
Gene: Y-fa
Product: L-dopachrome tautomerase yellow-f2
Exons: 13
Coding region: 77-1480 (467 amino acids)
Cellular component (GO): extracellular region
Source: RefSeq, a predicted model, not a curated record
UAAUGUUGUUAUUUAUUUAGAUACGAUAGUUUACUUAGGAGCCAUCGAUAUAUCCCGAUUCCUGCUUCCCCUUCAAAUGACUAUAAAACUAUUGAUAUUAUUGCAAUUGAGCGUCAUCGUCUCUUCAAUCCAAGAUGACAGGAAAGUUGGACGUCUGACUGAAGUGUUCGCUUGGAAGCAACUUACAUACGAUAUUGAUGGAGUCGCGUUAACCCAAGACCGCGUCACAAAUUUUGAACAGAAUGCUUUGUUGAGAAGAAAACGACAGUCCGAUCUGGUCUACUUUAAGAACGAAUACAUGGAUGAAAGGAUUUGGAGUGAUAAAUACAGUCGGAUGGACUCUCGCGUGAUACCGAGGUGGAAUUUGUACAGACCAAAACCAUCGCAACCUAACGUCGGUACUAAUGUGAACCAGUCUGAUGCCUUCUUCAUUCAAUACAAUAACGUGCCCAUGGGAGUGGAAAGGGUGGGCGAUAGAGUCUUCAUCACUGUUCCUAGACGAAGAUACGGCAUCCCAUCAACACUAAACUACGUAGAACUGAACCAAAGAGAAAGGUCCCCGGCUUUGAAGCCGUACCCGGAUAUCAGACAAGCGAGGAGCUUGACUUCAGUGUACCGGACUAGAGCCGACCAGUGUGGCCGGCUGUGGAUGGUAGACACUGGCCUCUUGGAGAUCCCUGCCAACCCCCAGCAAGUGCAACCACCCGCGAUAGUAAUAUUUGACUUGAACACAGACACGCAAAUCUUAAGGUAUCAAUUUAAAGAUGAAGAUAUACCCGCUGCGAAUACACCGACUGGCCUGGCGUCAAUAACCAUAGACAUGCAGUCGGAUUGUGCCUCCGCCUACGCGUAUGUACCAGAUCUGACUACGUUUGGUCUUAUAGUGUAUUCGCUGAAAGAUAAUGACAGCUGGAGGUUGUCGCACAGUUACUUCCACUUCAAUCCUAUAGCUGGAAACUUGAAUAUUGCGGGACAGAAUUUCCAAUGGAACGACGGCAUAUUUAGCAUCACAAUCAAACAAACCGGCAGAGAGUGCAACACGGCGUACUUCCACCCACUGAUUAGUUUCCACGAGUUCGCUGUAUCAACCUGUGUUCUUAAUAACAAGACGGCUAUCCAGGCAUCCAAUUACUGGUCACUUUAUUCUGUAGUAGGAGAGCGUGGUGAUGAGAGCCAGUCGACGAUGCACGGCCACCACGCCGGCUCCAACGUGAUGUUCUACGCCGAGAUCGGCCGCAGCGCCGUCACCUGCUGGCACACCGCUAGACUCCUCAAGCCCUCCAACAUCGCCAUAUUAGCGAAAGACAACACGCGAUUGAGUUAUCCUUGCGACUUGCAUGUAACGGAUGACGAGGUUUGGGUGAUGGCCAACUCUCUCCCGCGCUUCAGCUACUCCAGACUUGACACUGACGAAUACAACUUCUUCGUAUAUAGAGCAUCUAUAAAAGAUCUCAUAUCGGGGACAAUUUGCAACAACUAAACUAGAAAUAAAACGAUGUUUAUUUAUUAUUUAAUAAACAAAAUUACAGUUAA